Messenger RNA from Anas platyrhynchos (mallard), 1552 nucleotides. RefSeq names its product HAUS augmin like complex subunit 1 (gene HAUS1). Gene Ontology annotation, biological process: spindle assembly; centrosome cycle. The record is from RefSeq and is a predicted model, not a curated record. Gene Ontology annotation, cellular component: HAUS complex; cytosol. Lineage: Eukaryota; Metazoa; Chordata; Aves; Anseriformes; Anatidae.
ACAACCGCAGUUGUGGCUACACGGCAGGGGCGGCGGGGCGCUCCCGCAGGACUACAGCUCCCAGCAGGCCCCGCGGCGCGCGGGGAAGGCCGGGGUGGAGGCGGGAGGCUCAAGGCGGCGGCUGAUGGCUGAGGCGGACACCAUGGAGAAGCUGCGGCAGGUUACUUUAUGGCUGAAGGAAGUGUUUGAGAAUCAGCCCAUUCCGCAUUACGAAGUGAACCCCCAGACUGUUGAAAUUUUGUAUAAUCUUAAAGAAUACAGUGAAACCAGAGAGAGAGAUCUGGCUUUUCUGGUAGAAGACACGGAGCAGAAGGCAGCAGAAUAUGAAGCACAAGCUAAGUAUCUAGAGGACCUUCUCACAAAAGGCUUGGGUCUUUCAUUAUCCAGUCUGUCCAGCGAAGGCGCCACCUACCUCAACACCCUGGUAAACAGUGCAAUAACACUUGGAACGAAGGACACCUCUCUUGCCAGCUUCUUCUGUGCCAUUAAUGAUAUGAGUUCCGAGCUGUAUGCAACAGAAUCAAAAAACAAAGAAUUGGAGCUGGAGUUGGCCAGCAUGAAUAAGAAACUAACUGCUGCACUGGCGAUGGAAAAGCGGUUAGAGGAGGAUCUUAGAAAAACACGGGACUAUCUUGAGGUGGAAAGAGUGAAGGCUGAGAGCCGAUCCCAGAACUUGAAGUUCCUGAGAGACAAAUCUGAGGAUUUCAAAAUCAGGAUUAAGGCUGCUGAGGAGAAGCUUGCUGCCAAUGGGUUGGAUUAUUCAUUGAUGCAUCAGUCACUAGUGAGCAUGUCUGAGAAACUGGAAGAAAUGCAGAAAGAAGUGGUGCCUGUGAAGAGGGAACUUGACUCCUACCUAGAUUUAACUCCUAAUCCUUCCCUUGUGCAAGUGAAGGUUGAAGAAGCAAGACGAGAACUGAAUGACUUGGAGGCAGAGCUCUCAAAGGAGAUUCUCAUGCUGACUCUCGAGAUGCCAGAAUCCAGAAAAAACAAGUUCACCUGAAGUGGCUUGAACGGAAGAUUUCUUUUCCAAAUUUCUAUUUUACUUGCACUAGUUUGGACUCACUGUAUUUCUGCAGCUUUCUGCCUUACUCAUCUUGCUGUCCGAUGGCAUGCUUGUCACCUUUCAGGAAGUGUAAUCUUUCUUAAGGGUUCGGGUAGCCAUGCAUUUGUAAAUGUCACUUUUUAUAAAGUAAUAUGCAAGCUUCUUGUUUUCUCUAUCAGUUAUUUUUCCAUGAGUGAUACAAACCUGUAACCAACCUCCAGAUGGCACCUUCACCAAGAACCGUCCCUACCAGCAUCUGGUAGGCCCUUACCACACAGAAUUGAACUAACUGUCUCUGUGUCCAGGCUCUGGGUUGUAUUUUUUUAUUUCCCUGGAGUCCUUGCUUUAGUGGUGCAAAUAUGGUAAUGACAGGAGCCUUGCACUUACUAGACCAUUGGCUUUUGCUCUCCUUUUCUUGUUAUUUCAGAAUUGGAGAGGCAUCAAUUUUUUCUACCACACAUACUAUGUCUAAUGUUUACCAAGUUUUUGAAGAUGAAUUGUAGAUUCUUA